Messenger RNA from Rhipicephalus sanguineus (brown dog tick), 1570 nucleotides. RefSeq names its product DNA repair protein RAD51 homolog 3. Gene Ontology annotation, molecular function: crossover junction DNA endonuclease activity; ATP-dependent DNA damage sensor activity; four-way junction DNA binding. NCBI's taxonomy places the organism in Eukaryota, Metazoa, Arthropoda, Arachnida, Ixodida, Ixodidae. Bases 69 to 1004 code for a protein of 311 amino acids. The record is from RefSeq and is a predicted model, not a curated record. Gene Ontology annotation, biological process: meiotic DNA recombinase assembly; reciprocal meiotic recombination; DNA repair. Gene Ontology annotation, cellular component: replication fork; Rad51B-Rad51C-Rad51D-XRCC2 complex; Rad51C-XRCC3 complex. The transcript has a single exon.
CAAGAAGGCAAGAAGUUCGCGCUCUGCUGAAGUUUGUCGUCGGUGCUUUGCCCCUACAGGCCUACGCAAUGUCAAAACGCGAUUUUUGCUCUCUGAUCUUGCCACAGCGAGUACGCAGGCGUCUCCAAGAGGCCGGUGUCGAAAAUGACGACGACCUAAUGGCAGCCGGUCCGUCUUUCGCGGCCGAGACGACGUUGGUUUUCGAAAGACGACGAGAAACUCCAGUCUUCAAGUUUGACACCGCUUCUGAUUGCCUCAAGCGCAGCGAAAGCACGCAGCGCAUAGCGACGUGGGUUCCCAGCAUCGACGCUCUGCUAGACGGAGGCAUUCCACGGCGCAAGAUAAUCGAAGUUACAGGCGCCGCCGGCACCGGAAAGACCCAGUUCUGCAUGCAGGUAGCGGCGUCCAACGAACUGUCGAAGAAGUCGACCGUUUACGUAGAUUCCAAGGGAGGUUUCACAAUAGCGCGGUACCGAGAAAUCUUGGAGGGAACUUCGAGAAGGCAGGAGUGGAGCGGUGCGAUGUGUGGUGGCGAUGGCGGCGCCGGCCUUCGCUACGCGUUGUGCGACUCGUGGCAGCAACUGGUUGCCGCAGUUUGGCUUUUGCCCGACAGACUCAGAAACUGCGAAGCGAAGGAAGAGGUAACGUUGGUCGUGUUAGACGGCUUCGACUUUCACCUGAGGAAUCAGCUUCACGAUCCCCGCGAGAGGAAGAAAGUGCUCAGCGGCCUGACGCAGAAGCUCGUCGAAAUCGCGAACUGCGGUGCGGCCGUGCUCGUCACAAAUCACUUGUCCAUGAAGCCCAGCCACAGCGACCCGUCAUCCCUCGUGAUUGCUCCAGCCUUGGGACAGGGUUUCGGGCACGAGUGUGCGUACAGGGCAACGUUCGUCGGAGAGGACGGUCUCUAUAAGGCCAUCUUUUACAAAGCGCCAACUUUCGGGCGUACCGUGGUGUCGUUUAGAAUACAGCGUGACGGAAUCGUUGAAGAGACGGAUGGUUUCUAAACACGAUGGCUAUGCGCAGAUAUGAGCGCCAUGGGUACAUGCGAGACUUGCGAGUGACAUUAUACAAUCACAAUGCUAUUUUAACUGGCCUGUUUAACCACUGCCGUGUAAUACACUAUAGUAUAGUUAAUUUGACGUUAUGUGCAAUAAUGGUUGCCUUAUGUUGUACAUUUGUCUUGUCACACACUAUUUAUGUUAAGAAGGCGGAAGCUUAGGGAAAGGUCAAGGCUUGAAGUGAUGAGAAGUCUUGAACAAGAGUUCUCACUGGAGCCAACAUUUUUACGAGACAAGUCCCCUUCUCAAAGUUCUGGCUCCAGUGACAUCACUUGUUCAACAAUUACUUGUCACUGUUUAUCGUGUCACAAUACCUUAUUCUGGUACGUGGUUUGUCUGGAAAGAUUGUAAAGUUUUCAAGUUUCACCACUGCAGAAUAUUGACAUUCGUCGAUGAGGUUGCGGCUGCAAUUAAUCCUACAUGCCAUGUCUAUGUGAGGUGGCGCAAGCAAGGUUCCACUGUAGAGCUCUGCGUCUAAAGCUUUUAUCUCAAUAAAUGUGGUUCUUCUUUAA